This is a messenger RNA of Capsicum annuum, 1824 nucleotides long. RefSeq lists its product as uncharacterized. Lineage: Eukaryota; Viridiplantae; Streptophyta; Magnoliopsida; Solanales; Solanaceae. The record is from RefSeq and is a predicted model, not a curated record. The transcript is spliced from 2 exons. Bases 198 to 1517 code for a protein of 439 amino acids.
CAGAGAUGCUCUUUGCUGGCGCACCUUGUAAUAUGCGUACGUGCCCACACCUCAUUCCGCACGCACGCCUAUGCAUAUGCAUAUGCACCCACGCUUUAACUUAAAUAUAUACCCCCUUGCCCUUUUCCCACUUUCCUCCCUAAAAUUCCUCAAAUUCUUCUUGUACAAAAACAAGAACAACUAGAACGAAAGGACUAAUGGAUCCUUGUCCUUUCGUACGUAUUGUUAUUGGGAGUUUAGCUUUGAAGUUUCCAACUGAAACAAAACUUCAGUCUAGCACUGCAAAUCUUGAUUGUAAGAUUAAGCUUAAAGGGUUUUCGGCCCAAGCGACAAGUAUUCCAGCGUUUUUUCAAGAGCAAGAAGCGAUCUUGGAUGGUAAAAUACAUGCUUGUUUUAACUUUAGUAAGUCAGAGCUUCUGAAAUUUAUUGAGAAAUCCAAUGGAAAACCAAGUUGUUUAAAGAUUGAGAUAUAUGGGGGUAGUAAAGUGGGUACCUUUGGGUAUUUCAAAGGUGGUGGUAAGAAGCUUUUGGGGAGUGUUUUGGUGCCAUUGGAUUUGAAGGGUUUGGAGAAUGUUGGACACAGAGGAGUUGUGAUUCAGAAUGGAUGGGUUUCUGUUGGUGGCGGAGGGUCUACUGCUGAAUUGAAUUUGAAUGUCAGAGCUGAACCUGACCCAAGAUUUGUUUUUCAGUUUGAUGGUGAACCUGAGUGUAGUCCACAAGUUUUUCAAGUUAAUGGGAAUGUUAAGCAACCUGUUUUUACUUGCAAGUUCAGUUUCAGAAACUCCGCUGACCGGAAUUUGAGAUCCAGAUCAUCACUAUCAGAACCAAGUACAUCAACGAGCUGUUUCAGUUCUUGCACAACUGAUAAAGAGACAUCUGUAAAAGAACGAAAAGGAUGGUCGAUUACAGUCCAUGAUCUCUCCGGUUCACCCGUUGCAGCAGCAUCAAUGGUCACCCCAUUUGUCCCAUCACAAGGUUCGGAUCGAGUCAGCAAAUCCAACCCAGGAUCCUGGCUCAUCCUCCGACCCGGUGACAACACCUGGAAGCCAUGGGGUCGUCUCGAAGCGUGGAGAGCUCGCAACAGCGAGCUCGGCUACCGCUUCGAGAUCAUCCCUGAUGGAGCCACAGACGCCAUCACACUAGUCAACUCUACAAUCAGCACCAAAAAGGGUGGCAAAAUUGGUAUAGACAUCAUCAACGGGGCUACCCCGUUGACUAGCCCCAACAGCAGCUUCGACCUCGGUUCAGGAUCCGGAUCCGGGUCGGACUUCGGGUCACAACCCGGAUCCGGAUCAUGGGCGCAGCUGCUGUAUCGAGGCUUCGUGAUGUCGGCUACAGUGGGAGGAGAGGGAAAAUGCAGCAAACCAGAAGUGGAAGUAGGGGUGCAGCAUGUGAGCUGUGCGGAGGAUGCUGCGGCCUUUGUGGCAUUGGCAGCUGCAAUGGAUCUCAGUAUGGAUGCUUGUCGCUCAUUUUCACAGAAACUUCGUAAAGAGUUGAGGCAACAGGACCAAGAAUGAUAAAUGGAUCGGGUCGGGUCGGGUCGGGUCGGGUCGGUUUACCGUUUAGCGAUGAUGGGUUGCUUCGAGUUACAGUUUAAGUUUUUGCUAAUUAAUUAACUAACUGACUGCAGUUUUUAGCUGGCUUUUUAUUUUUCAAUUUCUAUUUCUAUUUAUUGCCUUUUCACAGUGUACAGUGAUAAGACAGCUGUUUGUUCAUGAGUUUCUUUUUUCUUUUUUUUUUUUCUUCCUUCAACCUUUCGGAAUGUAUUUAUUAAUUGAUUUGAUUGAAUUGGAGUAAUAUAGUGAUUUUGAGCUUUGCGUUAAA